This is a messenger RNA of Oxyura jamaicensis (ruddy duck), 1565 nucleotides long. RefSeq names its product ADP ribosylation factor related protein 1 (gene ARFRP1). The record is from RefSeq and is a predicted model, not a curated record. Gene Ontology annotation, cellular component: Golgi apparatus. Gene Ontology annotation, biological process: Golgi to plasma membrane protein transport; protein localization to organelle; intracellular protein transport. Gene Ontology annotation, molecular function: GTPase activity; GTP binding. NCBI's taxonomy places the organism in Eukaryota, Metazoa, Chordata, Aves, Anseriformes, Anatidae. The transcript is spliced from 8 exons. Bases 147 to 752 code for a protein of 201 amino acids.
CAACGGGCCUUACCCGCGCUGCCCUCGCCGCCCCGCCAGAACUACGCUUCCCAGAGUGCCCCGCGAGGGAUGGCGCCGGCGGCCGGUGCGGAGGGGGAGCGCGGAGGCGGCGGGUGACGGGAGGCGGCCUCGGUGCCCGGAGCAGGAUGUAUACUUUGCUGUCUGGGCUCUAUAAAUACAUGUUCCAGAGGGAUGAGUACUGCAUCUUGAUCCUUGGUUUGGACAAUGCUGGUAAAACGACAUUUCUUGAACAAACUAAAACUCGAUUUAACAAGAACUACAAAGGGAUGAGUUUAUCCAAAAUCACAACCACUGUAGGCUUAAACAUUGGUACUAUCGAUGUUGGCAAAACUCGGCUAAUGUUUUGGGAUCUGGGAGGCCAGGAGGAGCUGCAGUCUCUUUGGGACAAGUAUUACGCUGAAUCUCACGGAGUGAUCUAUGUCAUUGACUCCACUGAUGAGGAGAGGCUCUCAGAAUCUAAAAGAGCUUUUGAGAAGAUGAUUACUAGUGAAGCUCUGGAAGGAGUUCCCAUUCUGGUGUUGGCUAACAAGCAGGAUGUAGAGACUUGUCUGUCAAUACCUGACAUCAAGACAGCAUUUAGUGACUGCAUUAACAAAAUCGGGAAGAGAGACUGCCUGACACAAGCCUGCUCUGCUCUUACUGGCAAAGGAGUGAACGAGGGAAUUGAAUGGAUGGUGAAGUGCGUGGUGAGGAACAUUCACCGACCUCCAAGAAAGAAGGACAUAACGUAAGAAAUUCCACACCAGCCAAGAAAUGGACAGUCUCUUUCCACACAGUUUAGUGUUUUCUUCAAAGAAGGUGGUCCACCAGAUUUCUAUUACACCUGAUUCUUUCCUAAGUUUGGAGACAAACAUUCUCUUUCUGUGUCUAAAAAACUUGAGCAAAGAAUUCCAACUGGGGUGGAGGGCGAAUCUCCUACAUCAAAUACUAAGUCAUUGGCCUAAGAUCAUAGACUGUGUGGCAAUCCACACUUUAUUGCAGAUGCAAAGGACUUCAUUUUCUACUGUAUUACUCCGUGAUUCGUGGUUUAUUAGUCUAAUGGGCUAGAGGCCAGUAACACGGAACUCUCCUCCCUCGAAGGAACUGGGCAGGUGAAUAUGAAAGGGGAGGGAGCCUGGGGAACGCCUGUCGCUCCUGCCUGAGAAGACACCUUGCUGCUCCAGCCCCAUGGUUACUACAGGUGGUGUUACUGUCCCUGUUAUGCUGUUAAUUGUAUAACGGGGAGAGACAGUGUUGAUUAUAACUCAAUUUUCAGUUGGCACCUUGAUUCCUGACUUUUACCUGUGGUAAAUGGAAGCCAGCAUCAGCACAGUGGUACCCUGUUUAAAAAGGGUGUUCGUAACAGUACGGGAACUCCGGAAGCACUGCCUUGCUUUGACUGCCAGUCUCUCUGCCGUGCGUUCUCUUUAAUUGUAAGAAUAAUUGAUCAUCUCCUGUAACUGGAACAAAUUGAGGCCCUCUUUGUGUAAUUUCUAGGCCAAAAGCUGAACCUCUAGGCAGGGAGAAAUCAGUAUGCAAUAAAGUUUCCUGCUCCUUUGAACUUG